This is a messenger RNA of Eremothecium cymbalariae DBVPG#7215, 2967 nucleotides long. It is a transcript of the gene PFK1, whose product is annotated as 6-phosphofructokinase subunit alpha. Bases 1 to 2967 code for a protein of 988 amino acids. The transcript has a single exon. Gene Ontology annotation, molecular function: monosaccharide binding; ATP binding; AMP binding. Gene Ontology annotation, cellular component: cytoplasm; mitochondrion; 6-phosphofructokinase complex. NCBI's taxonomy places the organism in Eukaryota, Fungi, Ascomycota, Saccharomycetes, Saccharomycetales, Saccharomycetaceae. The record is from RefSeq and is a predicted model, not a curated record. Gene Ontology annotation, biological process: fructose 1,6-bisphosphate metabolic process; canonical glycolysis; fructose 6-phosphate metabolic process.
AUGUCGAUGGAAGCAGUAUAUGGAGUGGGGUUUACGUCUUUGACGACGGCGGAGGAGGAUAAGUAUAAAGCUACCAUCAAAUUUUAUCAAGAGUUGGGGUUCUCUAUAGUAAAGAUAUAUGAUAAGUUCAAGAACCAUGACAAUGGUGUUAUUGCUUCAGGGACGACGCACGGAUCGCGUAAAGAAACUUGGCUAGAGUCGUUCAAGUUGUCUGAGAUGGAUGCGAGGGGAUUUCGUGUGCCCCAGCAGGAGGCGUCGAAUCCAGAACAAUCGGAUGGUAUCUUGUUGAAGAUUAGGUUAGUUAGUGAAAUUAGCACUGUCGGGGGUCAAUCUUUCGAUGUGAGGUACUACAGUGCUGUGUUUGAAGAAGCGGCGGAGAAGUUUCCUGAACGGACGGCUGUGGGGGAUAAUGCAUUCAAGGUGAAGGAUCCUUUGGGAAAUGUGAUUACUAUUACGAAUGUUCCACGCUUGGAGGACGGUUUGCAUGGUCCUGCAAAGGUUUUGGAUGCUGCGCACUUUACUGCUAAGAAAGAUGCAGAAACGGAAGAACAUGAAGAGUUAUCAGCGCUGAGAAAAAGCUUGGGUGUUACAGGCAUUCCUGAUUAUGGUAGUGCCGAUGGGAAGAUGAAGAAGAGGAUUGCAGUGAUGACUUCUGGAGGUGAUUCACCGGGUAUGAAUGCUGCUGUGCGUGCAGUAGUGCGGGCUGGUAUUUAUUAUCGCUGCGAUGUGUUUGCGGUUUACGAAGGAUAUGAGGGGUUGUUAAAGGGUGGGGACCUCUUGAAGAAGAUGCAAUGGUCUGAUGUGAGGGGCUGGUUGAGCGAAGGUGGUACACUGAUCGGUACCGCACGUUGUAUGGGAUUCAAGCAGCGCGAAGGUAGGAAAAAGGCAGCAGCAAACUUGAUUGAACGUGGUAUUGAUGCGUUAGUAGUCUGUGGAGGUGAUGGGUCUCUCACUGGAGCUGAUUUAUUUAGAUCUGAGUGGCCAUCAUUAGUUGAAGAGUUGGUUGCAGAAGGUAGGUUUACCUCCAGGCAAGUAGCUCCUUAUAAGAAUUUAACAAUUGUAGGAUUGGUGGGCUCAAUUGACAACGAUAUGUCUGGUACAGACUCCACAAUCGGUGCUUAUUCUGCUUUGGAACGGAUUUGCGAGAUGGUUGAUUUCAUUGAUGCAACAGCUAAAUCACAUUCUCGUGCGUUUGUUGUUGAAGUUAUGGGGAGACACUGUGGUUGGUUGGCAUUGAUGGCAGGUAUUGCUACUGCUGCUGACUACAUCUUUAUCCCAGAAAGAGCAGCUCCAUACGGGAAAUGGCAAGAUGAUCUCAAAAAGGUCUGUCAAAGACAUAAACUAAAGGGACGUCGUAAUAUUACUGUUAUUUUAGCGGAAGGUGCUUUAGACAACAAUUUGAAUCCAAUAACCGCUGAAGAAGUCAAAAAAUCUUUGGUUGAGUUGGGCUUGGAUACUAGAAUUACCACUUUGGGUCAUGUUCAAAGAGGUGGAACCGCAGUAGCACAUGAUAGAUGGUUGGCCACGUUGCAGGGUGUAGAUGCUGUAAAAGCUGUAUUGGAGAUGACUCCAGACACGCCCUCACCACUGAUUGGUAUUCUGGAGAACAAAAUUAUUAGAAUGCCUUUGAUGGAGUCUGUCAAAUUGACGAAGCAAGUUGCCACUGCUAUCGAGGCUAAAGAUUUUGAGAAGGCUAUUUCUUUGCGUGAUACAGAAUUCAUUGAGCUGUACGAAAACUUCAUCGCUACUACUAUUAGGGAUGAUGGAACUGAAUACGUUCCGGAAGACGAAAGAUUGAAAAUUGCUAUUUUGCAUGUUGGUGCUCCCUCUGCAGCUUUAAAUGCAGCUACCCGCGCUGCAACUUUGUACUGUUUGUCUCAUGGCCAUAAGCCAUUUGCUAUUUUGAAUGGGUUUUCUGGUCUAAUUCAGGAAGGUGAGGUCAAGGAAUUAACUUGGAUCGACGUUGAGAAUUGGCACAACCUUGGUGGUUCCGAGAUCGGCACUAAUCGUUGCGUAGCUGCGGAAGACUUAGGUACUGUGGCGUACCACUUUCAGAAGAAUGAAUUUGAUGGAGUUAUCAUUUUGGGUGGAUUUGAAGGUUUCAAGUCUUUGAAACAGCUUAACGAAGCUAAAGAGCAAUAUCCUAUUUUCAAUAUUCCUAUUGUACUAAUACCUGCCACUGUUUCCAAUAACGUACCAGGUACUGAAUAUUCUUUAGGCACCGACACUUGUUUGAACUCUUUGGUGAAUUACACUGACGCGAUUAAACAAUCAGCGUCUGCCUCCAGAAGGAGAGUUUUCGUUGUGGAAGUCCAAGGUGGUCAUUCUGGAUAUGUUGCAUCUUUUACUGGCUUGGUAACAGGUGCUGUGUCCGUUUAUAUUCCUGAGCAAAAUAUUGACUUGAAGUCUAUUCAGGAAGAUUUGGCUUUAUUAAAGGAAAACUUUCGCCAUGAUCAGGGUGAAAACCGUAAUGGUAAGAUCCUCAUCAGAAAUGAACAGGCAUCAUCUAUAUAUAGUACAGAGAUGAUUGCAGAUAUCAUAUCCGAAUCAUCAAAGGGCAGAUUUGGCGUCAGAACUGCUGUUCCAGGCCACGUUCAACAAGGUGGUGUUCCAUCCUCUAAAGAUAGAGUCGCUGCUUCGCGUUUCGCCGUAAAAUGUGUCAAAUUCAUUGAAAAUUGGAACAAGUGUAAUAUGAAUACUUCAAGGGACAAUAAACUACUAGGUUCAAGACGCUCAAAAAAUCCUACAAACGAUGAAAAUAGCUCUGCAGCAGUCAUCUGCGUUAAUGGCUCAACAGUAUCCUUCAAGCCAAUUGAUAAACUAUGGGAAUACGAAACUAACGUAGAAUUGAGAAAAGGUAGAGAAAUUCACUGGGCUGAGUUCACCAAAAUCGGAGAUAUUUUAUCUGGCAGAAGCAAUCUGAGAAAAGAAAUCACGGCUGCAAAGAAAGCCACUUUGCAAAUUUAA